Molecule: messenger RNA, 4500 nt
Organism: Hirsutella rhossiliensis
Lineage: Eukaryota; Fungi; Ascomycota; Sordariomycetes; Hypocreales; Ophiocordycipitaceae
Product: NACHT domain-containing protein
Exons: 3
Coding region: 1-4500 (1499 amino acids)
Molecular function (GO): protein binding
Source: RefSeq, a predicted model, not a curated record
AUGGUGGCCUCCAAGCCGGAGCCGCCCGACGUCGAGCGGCGGUUCGCCGACAUUCUUGCAGAUGCCGCCAAGCUCUACAGGGACAAGUCGAGCGAGGCUCUCGGCGACUUCAUGACGCCGCCCAUGGAGUCCGUCGAUGACCUCAAGAAGCAGUUGAGCAUCCAAAAUGACGGCUUCUCCGCCUUCCGCGCCAAGCGCCAAUCCGUCUUUGAUGCCGUCGCUACGGCCCUCAGGCCCGUCGAACUCGUUGGAGAGAUUGCGGCUGGGGCCGCUUCGACCGCCUAUCCUCCCGCACAGAGCAUCUAUGCUGCCGCCCUCUUCCUCGUAAACGCCGCCCACAAUGUGUCGGCCACAUAUGACUCCGUCAUCGAGUUGUUCGACCAACUAAAGGAAUUCACGUCGCGGCUCGACGUAUACGUGCGACACCGCAUCUCGGCUUCGCUGCGCGCCCAGAUCGUCGCCAUUCUAGCCUCCCUGUUCGAGAUUUUGGUCUUGGCCACCAAGGAGAUCCGUCGCGGGCGCUUCAGAGCGUAUCUCAAGCGACUCAUCGGCUCCGAGAGCCCCGUGCAGCCGGCGCUCGAUAAACUCAAGGCUUUAACCCUAGGCGAGGAGAGACAGGUCCUGGCAGAUACCUUUGGCAAUAUCUCGGAGCUCAGCACCAAGGCUGGUCUGAUCGAGCAUGCCGUUACUCAAGUCAACCAGGGCGUCCAGAGCCUGCGGGUGGAACACCGCGAGUUUUCCGGCCUCCCCAACAGAGACAAGCUUCGCGACAUUCUUGGCCCCUCGCCCUUUCCCGAGGAUAUAUACAAUGCCUUCAAGAAGUCGACUAUCCCGCAGACCGGCGACUGGAUCCUCGAGGAUGAGGGCUUGAAUGCCUGGCUGCGAGGUGAGGUUCCGUACCUGUGGAUAUUCGGCAAUGCAGGCACUGGAAAGUCGUACUUGACGGCCAGGAUCAUCUCGUGGGCGCUGGACAACGCGGCCAGCGUUCCCUUUGUCGGCUACUUCUUCUUCCGCGAAAACAACUCUGAAACCAGAUCCGUGUUGCAAGCGCUUCGCGAUGUUGCUCAUCAACUGAGCGAAAAGGACGCAGUCUACCGCAAGGAUCUCAUGGCGCGGCUCGAGAGCAGGGACGAAAUCAAGACGGUGGCAAGCGCCUUCAGGGAGCUGAUUUAUCUCGCCUCCCCUGCCGCUGGCGAUCAGGCCGGACGCACCAAGUACAUCUUUCUCGACGGGUUAGACGAGGCCAACGGCGACGAAGUCUCUGAACUCCUCGCCAGCCUCAUUCCGGACGAAACCGCGCCGCAACCGACGUGGGCGCCGCACUUUCAGUUUGCUCUUGUGGGCAGAUCGUACCUUUCCGACAAAAUCACCGGCCGGCUCGACCCCAAUUCGCCUGGUCAGAACUUGGCCAGCGUGCAGGUCACGUCGGAUCGCAACGCCAGCGACGUAAACGCCUUUAUCGCGAGCAGCGUGCUCCACUCAAGGGUGCUCAGUCGCACCAGCGUCGACUUCAAGAAAAAUGUCAUCAAGGCCCUGGAGAAGCAGGCGGACGGCCUGUUUUUAGUCGCCAGAUUCAUGGUCGCGGACGUCAAUCGCAAGCGCCACCAGAGCUCGAUCCUGGAGAGCCUCCGCACGUACCCCAAGGAGAUUGACGGCGUCUUGUCGCGGACGCUUGUCAAUCUCUCCAGGACGAUAUCGGAAGAGGACGCGCGCGAUCUCAAUGAGAUGCUCCGCUGGGUGUCUUGCGCCGAGGAGCCUCUGACCCUAGGCCAGCUCGAGGGGUUUCUGGCCCUGCGGUUCGGCGACGCGCCCCUGUUCCUCGAGGAGUCUCUGCGUCGGCAAUACUCGUGCUUCUUUGAUCUCGAGCGUGAGGACGGCCUGACCACUGACGAUCUGGUCAAGGACUUUGAGAGAGCUCAGCGCGAUUUGAGACGAGACUUGAGCCCGGCGAGGCGUCUCACCACUCAACACAUAAGGAGCCUCAGCGCUGGUGAGGCGUCUGCCCCCCCGCGUCGCAUAAGCCCUGCUGGACGUGGCAGCCCAAGCCGACACUCGAGCCCCAUUGCGGGACAGUGGAGCCCAACUCGACAGCUGAGUCCGACUCCAGGCUCGGACGUCUUUGACACUGCGAGCGACACCGAGUUUCGAUCAAACAGGUCGACCACGCGCGUCACAUUCUUCCACGCUACGGUCAGAGAUUUCUUCCGAAACCGUCGUCCCGCCAUGACUGGCGGAUCCGACGCUGACAGUUUGACGGUUGGGUUCGACAUUCAAGACGCCCGCGUCCACAUUCUGAAGACUUGCCUCAGAGUCUUUAUCGAGAAGGAGUGGUUCCUGCGCCUUGAUAUUGGGCCCGGAAAAGAAGCAAUGAAGCAGUAUGCGGCGUGGUAUUGGCAAGAACACGUCGCCGGCCUCGACCUCGCAGCCGUGUCCCGGCACGACAAGCGCGAGUUGGGCGUCAAGUUGUACCAGAUGCUCACAGACGAGAGCACCGUGUUCGACUGGAGCAUCAUGUACGCCAAGAACGACGAGGGCCUGGAAGUGCUCACCGACAGCAACAUCGGGGGCCUCAGAAGGUGGUUUCAAGACGCCGAUGUCCUCGACGGCCUCAGUCCCGAGGCCCGGGCGUUUGCCAAAGCCUCGUCAGCCCAAGCCUCGGGCGUCUGUGAGCGAAUCGGCAGAUUGUACGCCAAAGCCUGGCUAUCGAGCGACUUUGAACAGUACGCGCCGACUCUGUUUUGCUUCAAGAUUGUCCAAAACGUCGCCUUCGUGGACGCUGGAUAUGACUGGUCACACGCCAACCUUCACUGGCCGGACAUUACAGUCGAGGAGCGAAUGGAAAAGGCGACUCGCUGGGCGGAACAGCCGGAGACAGCGCAAUGGCACCGUCGCGUGGGGAGCACGUACCUGACGUUGAAGAUGCACAACCAAGCCCUUCGGCAUUACGACGCGGCCCUUAAGAUGGACCAGAACAGCGUCGAGACCUGCAGUCGCAUAGCCUACUGCCUGUACAAAGACGGGCGCUAUCACGAUGCGCUGGAACAGGCCCUCGAGUGCGCAGCCAUUGAGGAGCGCGACAUUCGCAAGGGCGGAUUGCAGGAAUCGGCGCUGAAGAACAUCAAGUGGCGGCUCUACAGAGACUACCUCCUCAUCGGGCAGAGCUCGUACCAGACUGGCGACGUGGAUCUCACGCACGAGUACUUCCGCAAGGCCAUUGGGAGCGCCGCCGACGCGGACCUCGGCCCAUCCGAGUCCCUGGAGCCAGAGACAGGCUACCUCGAAGUUCUGGCCGCCGAGAACCUCCACGAACAGGUCGUUGAACUUGCCAAGGACAUGUCCGUUCAAACCACCCGAAGUGAGCACGGACAGAGCCGGUUCGUCGACUUGCUGCUGGAACGGCACAACACGCUGCUGGUGCUGGACUGGAUUCCCAAGGCGGCGAGCAAGACGGGCCAGUUGGAGUUUUUGCUAGAGCGCCUCGAGCAGGCUAUUGGAAUUGCGGACGACACGAGCGAUUCGUUGAGGUUCCUGUACCUGAGGCUUGCGCUUGGGACCGCCUACGCAUACAACCGAGACAUCGACGACGCCAUCUUCGUCUUUGAGCAGAUUUCGCUCCUAGAGUCUCGCCCGCGCGGAACCAUUACCACGCGACAGGCGCACGCCGCGUCUUUUCAGAAGCUGGCGGCGCUGUAUAAGCAAAAGGCCAUGCACGCCGGGCUCAAGUCUGCCGACGCCGAAUCCUGGAUCAGCAAGCUCGAGGCGGUGCAGAAGAAGCAGGAUGAGCACCACAACUUGGACAUGCCGGCCGACAUGCUUGGGUCCGACGUCAACGUGGCAUCCAUCUACCUCUCGUGCUUUUAUCGUCUGCUGGGCAGGGAGGCGGAGGCGAGGGCGCUGCUGAAGGGCCUCAUCCACGACAGCCUGUCCAUUCUCUCGGAUAGCGAGCCACUGAAUGACGUGUUUGCGCUGGACAACCUGCUGCGCAUCUUCAUCGCCGCCAGCGACGUACCCAAUGCCCAAGCCCUGGCGCGGUCGAUGCGCAAGGUCAACCCCGAGGCCUCCCUCAGCACGCAAAGCGAGUCACCCGUGGAGCGGCGCGGGGCUCCCAAGCUGCCUGGCAUCCAGGAAUACGACCGGAGCUGCUUCCAGUGCUUCAACAACGUGUCUGCGUCCAAGGAAUUUGUCGUGUGCCGGUUCUGCAUGGAGUGCUACUGCACCGACUGCCUCAAAAGGGUGAUUCGGCGGCCGGGCAACAGCACCAAGGACCGCAACAGCAAGGUCGUCUGCCGAAGCGACCAUGAGUGGUUCAUCGUAGAGCCGCUGAAUCGGGUGUUGCACACGGGGGAGAUUCAACUCGAGGACGACUGCGUGCAAAGUUUUGCGGAAUGGAAGGACAUGGUGCGCAAGGCCUGGGCGCUGGACAUUGAAUUUAACGGACCUGCGCUGGUCAAGGCGAGCGGAGGGCGAGGACGCAAGAUCGAGCCGCCCGCCAGUCGGUGA